GGGCCGGAUGGCCAGGGCCGGACUCCUGCUGCUGCCCCUUCUCCUCUGCUUCGGGCCAGAGACCGCCGGGAGCAUCAACCCGGAUGCACUUAGAGAGAUCGUGGAUCAUGUGACUCGGAAUGGGGGAGUUAACAAGCAAUACGCCUUCGCGGCCACACUGCCCCACGGCAUCUGCAGAAACCCCCAGGAUGUGUCCACCUUUCUGCCUCUGACCCAGCUGGCAGAAAUGAGACGGAGCAUUCGCCAGUUUGGAGACCUGUACAACCCGCCCCAUGGGAACAUCGUGGCCGCCCGGCCGAAGAACGUGGUCACCCCCCAGAGGAACUACACAGAGCACAGCGAGUGGCGCCUGCUCUCCGGCACAAGGAGUCUCGUGGCCCAGCUGAAAAACAGGACCUACGGCCAGAACAGCUGCCUCAUCUUAUUCAGCUUCAACUCGCCCUGCUCCACCAAGUGCCUGCGCCAGGCCGGGCGGGACAACAUCGUGCAGAUGACCAGCGACGCCUUCCACCCCCUCGACAACAACUACAAGGCCUUCGUCUUCCAGCAAAUAUUCGACUACGACCUGAAGCCGGAAGUGACCUGCCAGGGUCUGCUGGGUGCCUGGCACCGGCUGCGCGACGUCCCCUUGCUGCGCUGUGACAACAACGGCUGCAGGGACUGCGCGGCGGCGGCACCUCAGAACCACCCCUGCCUGGCGGGGAAGAGAUGCAUUGCGAAAGGGUUGUGAAAGGCCUUUGCAAGUAAACUUACAGUUGAUUCAUGACCAUUACUCAAUAUUGCAGGAAUAAACGUAAGUCAAAUCUGCGAAGUGCAGCAAAACUUGAGAGAACAGCUUUCCUGGUACCUAACUGCAACAUUUCCAGCCCUUUUCUUCGUUCUGGAAAUCAGUCCAAGAAUCAUAGAAUACUAGAACUGGAAGGAAUCGCGACAGGUCAUCGACUCCAGUCUCCUGUCCUCACAGCAAGAUCAAGUACAGCAAGAUCGAUUAAGGGGUACUCGAGAGAAGUCAGGGGGGAGGGUAAGUCAACACAACUGAAAUGUGGAGACAACUG
Messenger RNA from Pelodiscus sinensis (Chinese soft-shelled turtle), 1055 nucleotides. The record is from RefSeq and is a predicted model, not a curated record. Lineage: Eukaryota; Metazoa; Chordata; Testudines; Trionychidae.